AUGGCUUCGCAGAACAUGCCGCCAGUCUUACCUCACUCGCUGUUGGCUUUGAUAGCCAAGAAUGUUUCGGACAGACCGGACUUCUACCAGACCGCAAUUUUGCCGCUUGCGCUGCUCACAGGAGUUUUGGGCUUUUCCGCCUUCCCCAGCUCUGCAGCGUGGCCCAACGGCUUCCCGCGCUUCGUGGCAGUCUACCUCAGCGCCUGGACGCUUUGCGUGGCUUCGGAUUGGCUGCAAGGACCUUACGUCUAUGCGCUCUACGAGGCCUAUGGCUUCAGCCCUCACCAGAUUGCGCAGCUCUUUCUGGCUGGUUUUGGGGCUGCGAUGUUCUGCAGCAGCUUCGUUGGCGGACUGGCCGAUCGCUAUGGCCGCAAGCGUGGCUGCAUUGCAUACUGCUUGCUGUGCAUUGUGUCCUGCGCUACGAAGCACUGGAAGAGCUACUCGAUCCUCAUGGUGGGGCGAAUCACUGGAGGGUUCGCUCAGUCUUUGCUUUUUUCCUGCUUCGAGUGCUGGAUGGUCUCUGAGCACACCGUGCGCAACCAGUUUUGUUCCAGUCUACUUCCCAGCAUGUUCGGAAUGAAGUUCAGCCUCAUGUAUCUGGUGGCGGUAAUCUCGGGCUUCAUUGCGCAGUGUGGCGCGGACUCAUCGAGCUUUGCGCCGGUGCGCGAGAAUUCGUUGUUGCAUGUUGGGGGCAAUCUGGUUCCUUUUGACAUGGCCGCCUGUGUGCUGGUGGUCGCCUUGGCGAUAAUAACCAUUUUCUGGGAGGAGAACUUCGGACAUGCAGCACAAGCUGAAGGGAUGCACUUCUGGGAGGGCCUCACCAGCAUUUGCCACAGCAAGCCGCUUCUCAAACUUGGCUUGGCGACUGCCUGUUUCGAAAGUGCAAUGUAUUCCUUCGUGUUCAAUUGGACGCCAGCCUUGGAGUCCGCAGAUGAAAUACCUCCCCAUGGUGUCGCUUUCGCACUGAUGAUGAUGGCUUGUAUGUGUGGUGCCUCCGUUUCGAGUAUGAUCAAUGACACCGUCUCUGAUCUUCGAAGGCUGCAGCUCGUUGCUGGGAUGGGUUUCGGAGCCUUCGCCGUGGCUGUUGCGGCAUUGCGGCAGGGAGCAGCCCACGUCUGCUUCUGCAGCUUUCUGCUAUUCGAGUUUUGUGUCGGCAUCUACUUCCCGGCUGCUGGCAGUUUGAAGAGCAAGUUGGUUCCAGAGCGGCUCCGUGUCACCGUGUACAACAUGUACAGGGUUCCGAUGAACGCUGCAGUGGUCAGCCUGCUUCUCACGAACUUGAGCACGGGCCUUUGCUUCAGGUUUUGUUGCGCCCUCAUGGGCAUUCUCUUCCUGACGACGCUUGGUCUUCUCUCAGGGGACGAAGAGUCGGUGCCAGAAGGCUCAACCAAGGAGGCCAAGGCUUGCACUUGA
This is a messenger RNA of Effrenium voratum, 1413 nucleotides long. NCBI's taxonomy places the organism in Eukaryota, Dinophyceae, Suessiales, Symbiodiniaceae. The record is from the annotation of a GenBank genome assembly.